Molecule: messenger RNA, 4563 nt
Organism: Micropterus salmoides (largemouth bass)
Lineage: Eukaryota; Metazoa; Chordata; Actinopteri; Centrarchiformes; Centrarchidae
Gene: kremen1
Product: kringle containing transmembrane protein 1
Exons: 9
Coding region: 268-1698 (476 amino acids)
Biological process (GO): multicellular organism development
Cellular component (GO): plasma membrane
Source: RefSeq, a predicted model, not a curated record
AUCUAUUGCCCCUAUUUCCUGUCACAUGGGUUGGAAAUAGGAUCCCUGCUUCUACUAUCUGUUCCCGUCUUUGUGGUGUCAGUGUAGUAGUAGUUGUGAGACCUGCCUUGAAGUUCAGGGACUUUUGACGCCGGUCAAAGAGCUACUCCUGCACAGACCCGGACAGUCAACCAGUCAGUCAGUCAAGUCCAGCAGCCCUCCGGUCUGCGCAUCCGUCCGUCAGGCUGCACUUCACCUGAGAGCCAGCUCAGACUCUUUAAUCACACGAUGGAUUCCUGGACAGUCACCUCUGCACUUCUUCUCGCUGGGGUUAUUUCUUCUGCGGCUUUUAGUAAUUUUGACACCGAGUGUUACACUGCCAAUGGAGAGGACUACAGGGGUUUCCAGAACCAGACCGGCCUGCAUGGUGGUAAACCCUGCCUCUUCUGGAAUGAGACCUUCCAGCACCCUUACAACACCCUCAAAUACCCCAAUGGAGAGGGUGGUUUGGGCAGACACAACUACUGCAGGAAUCCCGAUGGGGACGUUCAGCCGUGGUGCUACAUUGCAGAUCAUGAAGACGGGAUCUACUGGAGAUACUGUGACAUCCCAACAUGCCAGAUGCCUGGGAACUUGGGCUGCUUCAAAGACAGCGGUGACCCACCCACUCUGUCCGGGACGAGCGAGACCUCCAACAAACUCACCAUACAGAACUGUAUUAGCUUCUGUAGGAAGCAGAGGUACAAGCUUGCUGGAAUGGAGUCAGGAUAUGCCUGUUUCUGUGGCAACGAAGUGGACCCACAUGACCACGGCGAGUCGCCUAGCAUGGAGUGCAACCAUGUUUGUUUCGGUGACCACACCCAGCCCUGCGGUGGAGACGGCUGGGUCAUCAUCUUCGACACCCGAGUGGGGGCCUGCGGUGGGAACUAUUCUUCUCCAUCGGGAGUGAUCUACUCCCCUGAUUUCCCCGACAAGUACGGGGCUGGCCGUGUUUGCUACUGGACUAUACAGGUUCCUGGAUCCUUCGCCAUCCUCUUCAACUUCACCUUCUUUGACAUCUCCGACCAGACAGACAUGGUGGAGCUACUGGACGGCUACACCAACCAGGUGGUGGCACGCUUCGACUGGCGCAGCCCGCCGCGGGAGCUAGUGAACAUCACAGGCGACUUUGUCAUACUGUACUUCUACUCAGACCGCACCAACCAGGCCCAGGGAUUUGCCCUGCUCUACCAAGCACUGAGAAGCCAAGACACCAGAACAAUGGAGGCUGAAGGAAAUGAUGAGGAUGAAGGAAAGGACAUCCCAAGCACGGCGGGGCCCCAGCUUGCUGGCGGCGUCACAGAGAGAUCCAACAGCACCUCUAAAGGACGUUCCUCCCAGAUUCUCUACGUGAUCACGUCCAGCCCCGGUAAACCGGAGCACAACAUGCCAGGUCAGUGGGCUGGACGCGGCGAGACCACUGGACACAGCGCUAUGUGGACCAUUUACGCUCUGGCUGCUCUCCUCAUACUGACAGUCAUAGCAAUGGUGGCAAAGCUAUUGCUGCAUAUUACAGUCAAAUCCCAGAAUAUUCCAGCAGUCAGCGGUUCAGACAGCUGCAGCCAGAGCACGGCGUCCUCCGAGCCUUGGAUCAUCCUGUACCGACCCUCCACCAUCUCCCUCUUCAAGAAGAAGCUAAAGAACCACCAUGGCGACCUCAGCCCCCUGGUGGGUAACUAGCACCACUGCUGCGCUCCACCGUUAACCAAACGCUACCGCCAACCCACAACUACUCUGUACUAGGGCCAUCAGAUGCCAGACCCUCAGAAAAUGAAACUCUAUGAGGCGCUACGCUAACAAGCCAACAACUGAUUGGCUAAUGACAACUGAUGAGUGACUGCUACUAAAUGGCCCCUUGGGCUGAAGUGGCUGGACCCUCCCAUCCUGCUCAGCACCAAAGAGGAGGGGGACAGGCAGGGCUGUCAGUGACCUCACUGUGGGAGAGGAGAGCGAAGGAUUAGAUGGAGGAAGAUCUGCAGCUCUGAAAGAUUCAAGGACACUUUUAACAUGCGGGAAGCUUCUCUGGUCCUGCGAGGCUCUAUCUCCAUCACACCACGGACGUCCCUAACAAUCAACAUACCUCCAAAACUCCAUUCCAGACUACAGGUUUACCAGUGAAACGCAGCAACUUCACUGUCUGGUUUCAGUUUAGUUUGCCUCUUCCUGGUGCUUCAGUCACAGUGGUAACCGAAAUCUUCAUGAGUAUCAAGGAGAGGAUGAGGUCUUUGAUACACACGCACACACACGUGCUGUAACACUUAACAGUUUUGUAUAACUCUUCUAACUGCCUCAUAUGGACAAUGAACACUUGCAGCCAAAAACCAGAAUCCUCCCAUCCAAAGAGUUGUGUGUAUUUAUUUGUCACUUUGAUUCCAUAUGCAAAGUUUCUUUUUGAUGUGUUUUACGUGCAAACUAGCUUUCUGAGGUGGCAAAGGACAUGGAAACGUCACACGGAAGGUGGAUAUCACAGCACUUUGAAAAUGAAUCACUCGCCGUAAAAUGAAAAGAUCACAGAGAAAGAGAGCACUCUCGCCCACUCGUUCACUCAGCACUCAUGUGGAUUUGGGCGGGGAGAAGAAGUACCGUCGUUCACUGGGGGGGGUGGGUUGGUUGGCGCAGUUUGCAGACAAACUGCCAUUUAGGGAGGCUUGGGAAGAUCUGAGGGCUUUUUCUGCUCGGUUGUGGGUGGGAGUCUUUCCGGUUUGAUGAUGUUCAAGUGCCUUAAGGAUCUCCUUUUCCCUCGUCUCAGAUUCCUCACAUCUGUUUCUUUCACGAAGCAGUCUGGGGUCCCUCACAAGAGGCUGCACGGCUUUAAAAUCAGUGUGGAUGUGAAGAGUUUCAGUCCAAAAUAGGAUUUUCACCACUUAAAUGUAAAGUAGAAAAUGACGCCACAUCUUGUACAGUGAUUGGAAGCAUUAAGUAUUAGUCUUUUUACACAUAGUACACUCAACUGAACACCUCUCCAGACUGGAUCUUUUACAUUUUUGUUACAUGAUGGACAUUUGAUGAUAUUUUUUUUUCCAAAAUGAACACAUAGCCUUUUGGAUUAGAGCUCUUCAUGUAGUUACUGAUAAUGCUUUAAAAAAUGUUUGUUUUUAAUCUCUGUGUGUGCUCUUAUGUGCAGUCUUGGACAUUUACUGAACAUAUUGUUCACAUUAAGUUGUCUUUUGAUUACAGAGGGGGAUGGAUAUUGUUGUAUAUUAUGUAAUUCAGUGUGGGAAUGAUAUUUAUGUCCGCUCUUUCAUUGUGUGUCUCGGAAAAGCACUUGAGAGAAGUGCUUUUUGUUCUUACUCAUCAACUUAGCUGAAAGGUGGAACGCAUUUUUUCUCUCCUUAGACAGCAGUAAAUUGCCUAAAUUCUACAAGACGCUGCAGACCUAGAAGCUUUUACUUGUCACCUUGAUUUUAGGCCAAAAGGUUGAGCGCAAGAAAUAUACGAAGACAGAAAAUAUAUCCAGAAGCACUCAAUGGUAUUCUGCACAAGCUGACAGCAGGUUUGCAGCUGUGACGGUUUUCCGUGCAUUGCCGUGACAUUUAAACUACUUGUGAAAGGUCAAAAUCUACCAGUUUGCCAUAUGCAUAGUAAGUGGACUUUCCUGUCGUGGGACUGAAUUAUAGCGGAGGUUUCUGCAGAUGGUCACACUAAAAAUCAUCUGAUCACAUGACAGGAGAAACAAAGAAGAGGUUUGAAACGUCAAUGCACUUAAAUUUGCUUCUACUUACAAGAUGAAAUGGUACUUACUCACUUUUGCAUUUAGUUUCAGAUAAAAGAAAAGAGCUAAAAUGAACUUUGUGCAGCAACCUGAGCACUUGAGACAAAAGGUUAUAUUUUAUACGGUGCAGGCUCCCUGUGUCAUUACAGUCAAAAGAUUUAUAGUUUUCCAAGAAUCAGACAGAAUUUGAGGCCCAUAAAAAAAGAUGAAGAACCUUUCUUUCACAAUCAGAGAUUUUUAAAAAUGUGACUGUGCUAUAUUCUGCCUGUCUGCUCAAGUGUAACUCAUGUUAAUUAUUGCAAGACAAGAGCACAUGCCCCUGGGUCUGUGAUGUUCAGAGCAGACCAUGCGUAGAGAGAGGGAGGAAAGAGAGCUUGGAUGUGAGAGAGCGAUGGGAAAUUAAUGUGCGUUCAAAUCAAACAAAAACUAACAAAAUCUGACAGUUAAAAUCUAACAAGGGCAUAUUUGUUUAGAUUGCCUGGUGAAUUAUGCAAACUCUCAUUUUCUGUCCUGUUCUCCAGUCAAUCGGAAAAUUCCACGCUAUCAUCUAAGCGGUGGAACUUUUUCCAAAACUGUAGCUGAUGUGAAUGUCCUGUAGUGCUCGAUGACAUGAAAACACCAGAAGCCCUGUGGGAAGUAAUCUGGAGUGGCCAAAACAUUGUUUCCACAAAAUUGUAAAUAGCAGAAUAGUAAAAUGUUUAAUUUAUACAGUAAAUUAUUGUUAUUUUGUAUGUGAAUGGGAUAUAAUCUAUCUUUUGUAUAAGUGAAGUACCUUUGUAGUUUUAUUUAAUGUGUCCUGGUUGCAAAAUAAACACUGUAUGCAUGUUUCUUAA